Amborella trichopoda is the source of this 2016-nucleotide messenger RNA. Its product is annotated as structural constituent of ribosome. The record is from RefSeq and is a predicted model, not a curated record. NCBI's taxonomy places the organism in Eukaryota, Viridiplantae, Streptophyta, Magnoliopsida, Amborellales, Amborellaceae.
GCGACAUGCGCCCCCACAAUUAACUCCACCCCUCCCCGCUUUGCUUCAUUUAUCUCUCCACCUCUAAAUUUGGCGAACCUCCUCCAAAAUUUGACCCCGCCCCCCUCCACCUGGUUUAGCGCACCUCAUCCUUAGCCCCUCCCCCCCUCUCUCUCUAAUCUUUAUCCCUUCCUCUUUUUCUCUCUACAAAACAAAAUAAGCAUGGAGUGGCCACCAAACCAACCCAAAACCAGGUCCUUGAGAUCUCUCUUAUUUGGGCUAAAAUCCCCUCCAAAAGAACCACCAAACCCACCUCCAGAUUUAGCAGCAGAGGCUGGCCUCAAAGACCUGGCUCAGAACAGGGUCGUUCGAGCAGGGGCUAUGAAUUUCGACCUCAACAGGAGCCUUUCAUGGAUUCGAUGCUCUGUAAAUAGAGAGGUUAGAGAGAGGAGAGAGAAAGAUAAGAGAGAGAUGGAGUUGGGAGAGAAAGAUAGCAUGUUGGGUGGCUCCAUAUUGGGUUUUCCUCGUGGGAGGAGAGCGGAUGGAUCCAUGGAUGAAGGAAACGAGGAGGGUAGAGAGAGGAGAGAGAAAGAUAAGAGAGAGAAAGAACGCAUGCUGGGUAAUUCUCUCGGGAAGAGAGAGAAUGGGGCCAUCGAAUAUUGGAACGAUGGCGAGGUUGGACAGAGGAUAGAGAACGAAAACAGAGAGGUUCGGAGGAGGGAGAAAGAGAAGACAGAGAUAAACAGGAAAGAGAGAGACUCCAUCUCUUACAAUGCCAAUGCUCCGGCAGAUGAAGAGGAUGCCAUGGAUUGGAGGGGGAAAGAGAGGAGAGAGAAUGGCAUGGGGCAAUGCAGUUCUGGCGGAGGUCUCAGGCGGAGGAGGCGAGCACGAGAAGACCACCAUUUCCCUCCCCCAAUUCCCUCUCUUGCCCGCACAGGUAACCAGCCAUGCCAUACUCCAUGGGUCUUGAAACGCUUCUACAAAAACGACGGUCGCUUAGUAAUCCAAGAAAUCAAGGUCAAGCACCAUGAAUACUUUAAGGCCAAUCGAUCAGAUGGUAGGCUCACUCUCCGGCUCGUCCAGCUCGACCCCGACAAGCCCGGGCUCGAGCCCAGUCUCGACUCUGGUUUGAGCCCUCGCACUUCAUCUCCAUCACCAUCACCUGCCAUGGUUGAUGAUGAUGAGAUAGAGAGAGAAAGCGAUGAGAUAGAUAGAGAGGCAGAGUUGCUUCAGUUUGAAUCUAACUCGCCAAAAUCAGCCACGCCUUCUUCGCCAUUGCCGUCGUCGUUGUCGAAAGCCACGGCUUCGGUGUCAUCAUGUACAUUUUCUCUCUCUAAGUUGGAGGUUGAAUCCAGGGGUGGAGAAGGGGCGAAGGACGAGCAACCGGGUGUUGAUAUGAAUCAGAAUCACCAUGUAACGGCGUUACUGCCAUCGUCUACGUCAACACCAUCAUCAUCGUCGAUAACAUCAUCACCAUCGUCCUCAUCAUCAUCGUCGUUGAUAUCGGCAUUGUCGUCGUCGAUGACAUCUCCGUCGCCGGAAUUGCCAUUGACGGCUAUAGGAAGCAGCGGGGGAAGUUGUUUUGCUUCGAGGAGAUUGGAAUCACUCUUUUAUAUGCCCCCAUUCACCAUUAGGCCUGUUCAUAGUUGAGUUGCUAAUGUCUCUCUCAAACAUGCAUGGCAUCCUUCACUCGUGCAUGUUUAGUUUUUUACAGUUAAAGAGUUCUCGUGACUCUCUCUCAACUCUAUUCACAACUACUCUUAACUUUCUCUCAACUCUAUUCAAAACUAGACUUUCCUAUUCACAUUUAGAUCUGUCAUUAUUUCUCUCUCGACUUUAAUCAGUCGAGUAAUUUUUUUUUUUUUUUUGACGAUCAUCAUGUAUUCUCUCUCUUUUUCCGAGUCUGUUUAGAACUACUCGGUUUAGAAUUAGUAUAUUUUCCGAGUCUACUCGAGAAGGGUGCAAAAUUUUUUUGUACUUCUAUAUUGUUUUAGAUAGAAAUAGGAAUGGAGGGGCCAUCAAUAGUGUUUUGGUCAA